Molecule: messenger RNA, 1809 nt
Organism: Serinus canaria (Common canary)
Lineage: Eukaryota; Metazoa; Chordata; Aves; Passeriformes; Fringillidae
Gene: SLC50A1
Product: solute carrier family 50 member 1
Exons: 4
Coding region: 601-1491 (296 amino acids)
Biological process (GO): carbohydrate transport
Cellular component (GO): membrane
Molecular function (GO): sugar transmembrane transporter activity
Source: RefSeq, a predicted model, not a curated record
AUGGGGAACGCACCGGGGCCAGCUCGGGGCUGCGCUGAGGGCCGGGAGCGCUGGGGGUGCCAGGGGGGGACCCCAAGGCCGGUUUUGGGGUGCAUGGAGGGGCCUUGGGGGUGCAGGGGGGCCAUGGGGGAUGAAGGUGCAAUGAGGAUCCCAGGGCCGGUUUUGGGGUGCAGUGGGGGCCUGGGGGAGGGGGAUUUGUGGGUGCAGGAGGGGCCAUAGGGGAUUCGUGGGUGCGAUCAGGACACCAGGGCUGGUUUUGGGGUGCAGUGUGGGGCCUGGUGGGAGGGCAGGGGGUGCAAUAGUGAGGGCACCAGAGGCAUUUUGGGGGCUGCAGUGGAGGCCACAGAGAUGCAAUGGGGAGAGCACCAGACCCAGUUUGGGAGUGCAAUGGGGAGAGCACCAAGGCUAGUUUGGGGGUGCAAUGGGGAGAGCACCAGGCCCAGUUUGGGGGUGCAAUGGGGAGAGCACCAGGCCCAGUUUGGGAGUGCAAUGGGGAGAGCACCAGGCCCAGUUUGGGAGUGCAAUGGGGGCCAUAGGGGGUGCAAUGGGGAGGGCAUCAGGCCCAGUUUGGGGGCGCAGUGGGGGCCAUAGGGGUGUGCAAUGGGGAGAGCACCAGGCACAGUUUGGGGGUGCAGUGGGCCAUGGAUGGCUGGUGCAGAGGGAUUGGGGGUGGUGCUGAGUUCUGGGGGUGCAGGGGAAGGAGGAGGGGGGGAUGCAGUGCCUGCUGGCUGCCCACUGGAGAGACUGGAGCCCUCCCACCCCAGCACUGCCGGGCACCCAGGAGGAUGCUGCCCUCCGCCCUCCCCAGGUCUGACCUGCGCCAGAUGUUGGCGACCAAGAGUGUGGAGAACAUCCAGUUCCUGCCCUUCCUCACCACUGAUGCCAAGUACAGCGGGGUCAGGUCCUGGGGAGGGGGGUCAUAGAGAUUUGAGGGGUAGGGGGGAUCCCCCAGGCUGCAGCCAAGUGCCGGUGCCAUAUCCCUGCAGCAACCUGAGCUGGUUGGGCUAUGGCUGCCUGAAGGGGGACGGGACAGUGAUCACCGUCAACGCCAUCGGGGCAGCUCUGCAGACCCUCUACAUCCUGGUGUAUCUCUACUACAGCCCUGCCAAGCGCCCCGUGCUGCUUCAGGUCCUGCUGCUCCUGGCUGUGGUGGUCACUGGCUGUGGUUACUUCACCAUCCUGGUUGACACAGGGACACGCCUGACACACCUGGGGCUCUUCUGCAGCAUCUUCACUAUCAGCAUGUACCUCUCACCGCUGGCUGACCUGGCCAAGGUUGUCCGAUGCAAGUCGACGCGGUGCCUGUCCUUUCCCCUGACCGUCACCACCCUUGUGGCCUCCAGCAGCUGGACACUCUAUGGCCUGCAGCUCCAUGAUCCCUACAUCACAGUCCCCAACGUGCCAGGGAUCGUCACCAGCCUCGUGAGGUUCUGGCUCUUCCAGAAGUACAGGCCAGAGCAGGACAAGCCCUACAGCCCCCUGCCUGCCUGAGAGGUGCCCUCAGGAGCACCCCAACUCUGGCCUGGGCUGGCCCCACCGCUGUCCCCUUGGCCACUCCCAGUGGGACACCAGGAAGGACCUCCUGCCUCCAGCCCUGCAUCCUUCAGCGAAGGCCCUGGAGCUCUCAGAGAAUCCUUUGGGGUACCACAAGCCCCUCAAACCCCAGGGUAGGAGGAUUGUUUUCCAUGCCUAUGACCCUGCCUGGCAGCAGGAUUUCAAGGGGCAGGGAUUUUGAGUGGCUUCCAGGGGCCCAGGUGUCACUUUUGUAUGGAUUCAAGUGCCUUUUAAUAAAUCAGAGACUUCCCAGUG